Cyphomyrmex costatus is the source of this 2199-nucleotide messenger RNA. Its product is annotated as homeotic protein proboscipedia. The transcript is spliced from 3 exons. The coding region runs from base 1 to 2148 and encodes 715 amino acids. Gene Ontology annotation, biological process: regulation of transcription by RNA polymerase II. Gene Ontology annotation, cellular component: nucleus. Gene Ontology annotation, molecular function: RNA polymerase II cis-regulatory region sequence-specific DNA binding; DNA-binding transcription factor activity, RNA polymerase II-specific. The record is from RefSeq and is a predicted model, not a curated record. NCBI's taxonomy places the organism in Eukaryota, Metazoa, Arthropoda, Insecta, Hymenoptera, Formicidae.
AUGCUGAUGAGGCCCACGUCAAUCAUGCGAUACUUUCAUCUCGCCACCAUCGCCCUCACCCUAUGGAAACUCCACGUGCAGGAUUUGCUAGAAAACGGUCUACCAAGAAGAUUACGAACAGCUUACACCAACACGCAACUUCUCGAGCUAGAAAAAGAGUUUCAUUUCAACAAAUAUCUUUGUCGGCCACGAAGGAUAGAAAUCGCAGCUUCAUUGGAUCUUACAGAAAGACAGGUGAAAGUUUGGUUUCAAAAUCGACGAAUGAAACACAAGCGGCAGACACUUAGCAAGGAAGACGGAGACGAGAAGGAUGGUUCCACUUCGGAUGGCAUGGAAAAGCCUAAGAGUGACAAAAUGUUAUCAGCUGAUAACGAUGAAAAGAAGAGUUGUCAUAACUGUGAUAUUUCGGGUGUGGGCGAUGUCGGAAGCACUCUUACUGGCGACGUUACCGAUUUAGGUUCGUCCGGUCGAAGAAACAGUAACAACAAUAACACACCUGGUGCGACUAACAACAAUAAUAAUAACAACAACAACAGUAAUCCAGGCUUUAAUACGAAUAGCAAUGGUGCCAGUAGCGUCGGCAGUACUAACAGUGUGUCCAGCUCAUUCGAGAAGAUGAUAGUGGACGACGAUUCGAGAUCGCAAGAUGGAAGUGAAGUGACGUCGCCGAGCGUGACGAAAAAAUUGUCGGGUGAAGUGAGAGUGAAGGUUGAGAGCGGUCACAAAAGUCCGAACACAGCGAAGCAGCAACAGAUCUCAGUGAGCAAGAAAUCACCAUCGGCCAGCACGAAGGACAUGUGUUCGGUGAACAGCAACGGUGUGCUAUUAGCUAUGCCGGACUCGACGGUCAGCACGCCGGUACUACCGGGUCAGAAUUCCACGAGGAGCCUGACACCAUCCUCGACACCCGGUACACCCGUUUCCGUCCAGCUUCAGCAAGGCAGCCCCCUCGGUAUGCAGCAAGCGGCGGCUCACACAGCUUACAUGCAGAGACCGCGUAGCUCACCGUCCUCCACGACAUCCUUGCCAGGCCCGAUGUUGCACGCCCCUACAAAUCCGGGAACGAUGUCGCCGCACGGUGGCCGAAACAUCUCGAACAGCCAGCAAGCACACUUCCAACAGCAAGGCGUGUAUCAGCCCACGCCGACAAUUGAUUACCGAAACGGCGUACCGACCAACAGGCAGAGUAUACCUACGGCGUCGCAACAGAGCCAGUCGCAAAAUAGUUACUGCACCAGAGAUUCGUAUCAACAAUCAAGAAUCUCUUAUCCAAGCGAGGUGAAUUCUCUGUACGUGAGACAAAACCAGGCGGUGGGCUCGAGAGUAGCACAUCACGUAAGAGCAACGGGCACGGCGGCCUCGAGAUCGAUGUACGGCGCCAACAUGCAGUUUCAUCAGCAACAGUUGCAAUACGGUAGCACCGGAGAGUAUAACGGAUAUCCUCAAGCUGGACCACCUUAUCACGCUUAUCACAGAGGUAUGCAGGGUACCAGCGCGUACAAUUCCGGUCAGGGGUACUCGGCGACGCAGAACGAGCAGAGCACCGACGGCUAUAUGACGCCUGGAAAUUACGGUUAUUCGUCCGGCAGCAAUUAUCAUGGGACCGGCGAGAAUCUAGCGACGCACGGACACGCCGCUGUAUCCGCGCAAACCGGACAGCAUUAUUUCAACGAUAUCCAACAACAGCAACAGCAUCCACAGCAACAUACCGCCGAGGGCUACGUCACUCACCAGCCGCCGAUGCAUCCAAGUUCCGGCGACUACCGACCCGGGAACAAGUGCCAUCCGGGAGCGUAUUACGAGCAGACCGCCGCCGGUCAGCUGCACGUUCAUCAGGGCGGCGAGGCUUCCAGCAUCCCGAACAGUUACGUAUCGUCGCCCGAUCCGUUUCCGGCGCCUGGCAUGACGACAACCGCGACGGCGAUCGCAGCUGCUACCGCAGCAGUUAUUACGCCACCCGGAACCGCCGGCCAGGCUGACGGUAGUAACAACGAGUCCUAUGGCAAUUAUGGGAAUUUCUACGGCGAGCCGGUACACACCGCCGCGGCGCCGCCACCAUCCGCCGACAACAGCAAUAGCUCGUCCGAUUUCAACUUCCUCAGCAACCUAGCGAACGACUUCGCGCCCGAGUAUUACCAGCUCAGCUGAGUCCACGAGACCGAGAAUCCUUGCCAGCUGGACUGGGGCGAUGAGCAAUGU